This is a messenger RNA of Microstroma glucosiphilum, 1716 nucleotides long. RefSeq lists its product as hypothetical. The record is from RefSeq and is a predicted model, not a curated record. The transcript has a single exon. NCBI's taxonomy places the organism in Eukaryota, Fungi, Basidiomycota, Exobasidiomycetes, Microstromatales, Microstromataceae. The coding region runs from base 1 to 1716 and encodes 571 amino acids.
AUGAGCACCGAAUCUCAACCUCGAUCCAAUGGCCAGGCCUCCGCCCGAGCCAACCUCCUCGCCGGCCUUCGUGGUAGCCGUCAGACUCGAUCUGGCUCCCCAGCUCAGCAGGAGCAGCCCAAUGCCGCAACACUCUCCCCUUCUUCAGCCGCUCGACUCAAGGCCAAUGCGCCCGUCUUCACACCCGGAGUUUCAGGGGGGGUGAGGCAGGUUACCACGCCGCCCACAGCUAACGACGACGCCCAGGAUUACAUGGGCGCACUCGAAGCUCAGCUUGCGGCCCUUCAGAUGUCGGCUAUGCAGAGCACCCCGACCAUCGCCGCCUCUUACGGUGCCACGCAAGGCCAGCCUCAGCAAAGGCAGGCUGGACCAUCAGCUCACCAAAAGUACCUUGCCAACGAGGAAGCUGUUGCUCAAUUCCUUCUCCAGCGACAGCAGCAGCAGCAACAGCAGCAGCUCCAGGCUCAGCUGGCUCAUGAACAGCACUUGGAGCAACUUCGUGCUCAAGCAGCCAUCGCUCAAGCAGGCCAGCAGCAGAACGUUGCACACCAGCAACGAGCCCUCUUUGCCCAGAUUCAGCAAGAGUACGAACAGCAGAUGCGAUUCAAGGCUGCCCUCGAAGCUCAGCAGGAGAGGGAGCAGCAAAUGGCCGCUCAAGAGCAACGUCAAGCAGCCCAAGCCUCGCUCCAAGCAAGCACUCGCAAUCGACAGGUGCAGAAGCUUUACGCUCAGCUCCUCGAGGAGGAUGAAGCAGGCCGUUUGGACCCUCGCGUGCUCGCUGGCAGAGAUCUCUACCAGGUCGCCCUAGACGCUGUCACCGAGCAGCAUCAACAGGCUCAGCUCGUAGCUGCCACUCAAGAGCAGAUUCGCCAGCUGCAGUUCCAGCAGUAUGCCCUGCACCUGCAGCAACUCCAGCAGCACCAAGCCAAUGCCCACUCUGAGGCCGAGAGGAUGUACCGCUCAAGCUCGCUCUCCCCCUCCCAGCAACGACAAGGCGCUGCAGCGCCAGGACAGGGACAACAGAGGGAGAGGCUGCCAAGCUCGGCCGACCAGGCCGUCAAUUGGCGACGGCGCCCGGCCGCGUCUCCUAGGGACGAGCAGCUGCCUACCGUAGGCGUCACCCUCGGAGACGAUUCUGUCGAUUCGGCUCCCAAUGAGAGCAGCCCUCGUAGCUCGCGUAGCUUCAACUCCAACAGGGACAGUGCCGACGACACACCUCAGACUUCAGAAGAGGACAUCGAUGUACGAGCUACCUCUGCUCCCUCGACCAAGGCCAGCGUCUCGAGCCUCAAAGCGAGGGUCAAUGCCUCUCCUUCGCCUUCUGCCUCUCUCAGCCCUGCCAACGGCAGGAGCCCACAACCUUCCUUUGCCCGCGGCACCGGUCUCGGUUUUAAGGCCUCCUCCGCCUCCAUCUCGGGGCCAUCCCGCCCUCGCUCAGCCGAGAACAGGGACGAUUCGGGCUUCGUCGGCAGCAACAGCUUCUCCGGAGCAACUACGAUCCACCCUGCCUCGCGCCAGCCAAGAGGUCCCCCGACGGACUUUGUUGGCACCAACUUUGCUGCGAGGAUGAAUGCUCGCACUAGGAAGCAGGCGCUGAGCAAGUUGAGGGAGAUGGGGAGUGGUGGGAACAGAGCUGGUGCUGCCGCUGGUGCUCAGGCUUCGGGCGCUACUGCUGCUACUCCUGCUCCUACUGCUGAGGCAGUGGACUGCUCCUAA